GAAGACAACUAAUUAAGUUUUUCUGUAUGGAAAAUCAAUUUGUCAGUGUUUUUGGAAGACAUAUAAUGCAUUUUUCUCCAGCAAAAGGUACCUAUUCUUGUGUAUUCAAAGGUGAAAAUGCAGAUGACAUGUUGUCUGAGAUUCUUGGAGACCAACAAUGGGACACGAGAUAUUAUGAAGCCAGACAAUGUGCUUAUGUUGUCUUGUACAUGGAAGGUUGGGAUUAA
Acaulospora morrowiae is the source of this 227-nucleotide messenger RNA. The record is from the annotation of a GenBank genome assembly. NCBI's taxonomy places the organism in Eukaryota, Fungi, Glomeromycota, Glomeromycetes, Diversisporales, Acaulosporaceae.